AUGCCCAGAAUCUCAGAAACCGUCAAAGCCGACCACGCGCUCAUUACCGAGUUGUACCACGCCAUUCGCAGCGCCGAACCAGAGGAUCGUCACCAGUUGAGGAACCAGUUCAUCUGGACGCUGGAUCGCUAUCUGCGCGUUGAAGACCUCGUCGUAACACCGGCAAUCGAGAAGCACCUUACAAAGCACGGCCACCAGCGACGUCAGAGGUUGUCCGAUGAUUUCGAGAGUAUAAACACCAAACUCCGACACAUGCUACAGUACGAUCCUGCCGAAGAAAGUUUCAACGCGGCGCUACAAGCCAUCUGGGUGGACCUAGAACCGCAUGUCCGAGAGGAAGAGCGCAGUGAUCUCCAUCGGCUGGAGGAGAACUUGUCAGAGACCGAGUCGACCGAGCUCAGUAACAAGUACAACAGGAUCAAGGAUAUGUUGCAGAAGCCAUAUGGCAAGGAUGGAGCACCGGACUCCAAGACUUUGACAGCCAUUCUGGAGAUGUCCAGAGAGGACCUGAUUGUUAAGCUUGGGUUGAGAGAUAUCACAAAAUCCAUCAAGUCAACGACAGAAGACACGAACACUGAAGACACUCAAUCACGCAACAACAAAGAAGAACCCAUCAUCGUAUCGACAAUCGGCGACAAUGAUCCCAUCGAUCCCAAGAACUGGCCGCUAGCAGACCGAUGCAAGAACCUCGCCAUCUUGUUCUUCCUCAUCUUCGGCCAGGGGUACUCAGCCGGCGCCGAAUCUAUGGCCAACGCCGACGCUGCCAAAGAAUACGGCGUGGACCCGGCCCUCGAAACGCUCUCUACGGCCAUGUACUUGUUCGCUCCGGUCAUCGCACCAAUUGCCGGCGGCUGGAUCACUGCCAACCCAAAACUCGGCUGGCACUGGACAGAAUGGGUAACACUCAUCAUCUCCGGCACCGCCUUCUUGAUCUCUUUCCUAUUCCUGCCCGAAACAUACCUACCAAAACUACUCGACUGGAAAGCCUCACACCUCCGCCGCCUCACCGACGACCAGCGCUACGUAUCCGAGCAUUCUCGAAAGCUCCGACAGAAAUCUUUCGGUCAACGCUUAAGAACCCGCCUCUCGCUCCCGCUCAAGUUCAUCCACGCCGAGCCCGUCAUCACAGUCCUGGGAGUCUAUCUCAUUUUACUCUACACCCUCCUCUUCACCUUUAUGUCGGGAUUCGAUCACAUCUUCCGACAAGCUCACAACCUCUCCAAGGGCCAGACGGGCGCUUGUUUCGGCGCCAUCGCCGCGGGCGCCACAUCUUUCAUGCUCGCCGUACCGGGUCUCUAUCUCUGGGCCCGCCGCCGCAAAGCGCGUCUUACAACACAGGAUGCGGAUGAUGAUGCCACGCUUGAGCCCGAGUUCCGGUUGUAUCCCGGAUUCGUGGCCGGCCCGCUGCUUCCGGUUGCCUUGUUCUGGCUGGGCUGGACGGACGUGGAGAGGAUACCGAUGUGGUCUGUACUGGGGGCGUGCUUCCUUUUUGGUCUGGUCUUGAUGGCGCUUUAUACCAGCAGUUACGGAUACAUUGUUGAUAGUUAUGGGGUGCAUGCCGCCAGCGCUCUUUCUGCUAUCACGAUGUUGAGGUACAUAAUUGCUGGUGGUAUGGCUAUGGGGACGAGACCGCUGUUUACGUUACCGGGGUUUGGGGUGAAGUGGACCAUGACCGUCCUGGGAGGUGUUGCGGUUGUGCUUGCUCCUGCGCCGUUUGUGUUUUGGAAGAUGGGGCCGAAGUUGAGGAAGAGGAGUUUGUAUGCGAUUAGUCCGCGUGAGAAGUAA
Molecule: messenger RNA, 1785 nt
Organism: Neurospora tetraspora
Lineage: Eukaryota; Fungi; Ascomycota; Sordariomycetes; Sordariales; Sordariaceae
Product: major facilitator superfamily domain-containing protein
Exons: 5
Coding region: 1-1785 (594 amino acids)
Biological process (GO): transmembrane transport
Cellular component (GO): plasma membrane
Molecular function (GO): transmembrane transporter activity
Source: RefSeq, a predicted model, not a curated record